Molecule: messenger RNA, 1215 nt
Organism: Glycine soja
Lineage: Eukaryota; Viridiplantae; Streptophyta; Magnoliopsida; Fabales; Fabaceae
Product: gamma-glutamylcyclotransferase 2-1-like
Exons: 9
Coding region: 178-852 (224 amino acids)
Biological process (GO): glutathione catabolic process; carbohydrate metabolic process
Cellular component (GO): cytoplasm
Molecular function (GO): glutathione specific gamma-glutamylcyclotransferase activity; gamma-glutamylcyclotransferase activity; hydrolase activity, hydrolyzing O-glycosyl compounds
Source: RefSeq, a predicted model, not a curated record
GUUAUUUCUCACGCCUUCUCAGACUCAGAAAAGAGAAGAAACAAAACAAAAAAGAGCAGAGAGAGAGAGGAACCAUCACCAACCCUAAUUUCUUAGCUAAACCCUAUUCGUUUAGCAUUUCCUCUCUUUUCUCCCACUCGUAAAUCCUCUCCCAAACUUUUCAGAUCCAAAUAAAUCAUGGUUUUCUGGGUUUUUGGCUACGGUUCACUGGUGUGGAACCCUGGAUUCGAUUACAAUGAGAAGAUUAUAGGUUUCAUUAAGGACUACAGACGCGUGUUUGAUUUAGCGUGCAUUGAUCACCGGGGAACACCUGAAAACCCAGCAAGAACUUGCACGUUGGAGGAGAAGGAAGGGGCUAUUUGCUGGGGAGCUGCUUAUUGUGUUCGAGGAGGCCCUGAAAAGGAAAAACUGGCUAUGCAGUAUUUGGAGCGACGGGAAUGUGAAUAUGACAGAAAGACUCUUGUAAACUUCUUCAAGGAAGGAGAUUCACUGCACCCUACUUUAACUGAUGUAAUAGUAUUCACAUCUACUCCAGACAAAGUGAACAACAAAUACUACCUGGGACCUGCUCCACUUGAAGACAUGGCUAGGCAAAUAGCAACUGCAUAUGGCCCUUGCGGAAACAACAGGGAUUACAUUUUCCUUCUAGAAAAGGCCAUGUAUGAUAUUGGCCAUGAGGAUGACUUAGUGAUAGAGCUUGCCAAUGAAGUGAGGAAAGUACUUGGAAUGGGAAAUGUAGUACCAAAGGAGAAGAAACUGGUUGGAGCAGCACAACUUCCACACCCUCCUCAUGUAACAAUCCCUACCCUUCAACUGCACCCACUGCCAGAACCUAUUGCAAUGGAUAUAUAGCUGAGGGGGGAGAUGACCAAAAACUGACGCUGAGUUCGGCUACUAAACUGAUUUCCUGCUAACCCUCAUUCAAAUUUAAAUAACAUCACAUAUCUAUUCCUCUUCGCCUACUUUUAGCGGCUUUCCAGCCAUUCCCUUGAGAUAUUGCUUAAAUUCAGUGAGGCGCAAUAUUUUGAAUUGGAAUGUUCGCGGAUAUUUUACUUCUGCAGACUGCAGUGUUAUUAUUGAAAAAGUUUCAUUUUUUUUAUUUAUUUCGUUUACGGCGAUCUUACACAGUUUUUUUUAUAUCAGUUCUGCAUUCAAUCUUACCGAGUUAAUAGCUAGCUAGUACUUCGAAAUGAAUAAUACUUCUGUUUUGAGCAA